Molecule: messenger RNA, 1178 nt
Organism: Cajanus cajan (pigeon pea)
Lineage: Eukaryota; Viridiplantae; Streptophyta; Magnoliopsida; Fabales; Fabaceae
Product: transcription factor bHLH19
Molecular function (GO): protein dimerization activity
Source: RefSeq, a predicted model, not a curated record
AUGGAUGUUUUCUAUGAAAAUGGACACCCAUUGCUCCACAUCUUAACCUUAUGUCACAAGUUGCAACCACAGCCAAACAAGCAGCUUUUUGAAAGAAAUCAGGACCGCAUUAUGCUCUCAUUACUUCCUGAUAUGGAGGACUCAUGGGAAAACUGGCUCGCUCAUUUGGGAAUGAAUGAUGAUUCUGCCUGCACCAACGCCACUAUAGCAGCUAUCGGGCCAAAAGAAGAAUGUUAUAACUCUUAUUUGAAGAGCAGAGAAGAGGAAUCAGGAAGUUGCUAUGAGUUGGAGUUGGAGGGAAGGGAGAAGAGUAGAGGAACAAAAAGGGCAAGAAGCUCUUAUGAGACACAAUAUCAUAUAAUGUCAGAGAGAAAAAGGAGACAGGAUAUAGCGCAGAAAUUCAUAGCACUCUCAGCUACUAUACCUGGCUUGAAGAAGAUCAACAAGGCCUCUGUGCUCGGGGAAGCCAUCAACUACAUGCGACAACUUCAACAACGAAUAGCAAUGCUGGAAAAAGGGAUUAACAAUAACCUAAGUAUGAAGUCAUUGAUCAUCACGAAAUCGUGUGAAACAAACUUAUGUACUUAUUAUAGAGCCAAUGAAGUGCUCCCUGAAGUUGAAGCAAGAGGUUUAGAGAAGGAAAUACUGAUUAGAAUCUAUUGUGAGAAACGAAAGGGCAUCAUGAUUAAGCUAUUGGCCCUACUAAAACAGGUUCAUCUCUCAAUAGCCUAUAGCACCGUAUUGCCAUUUGGAAACUCUUUUCUCAACAUCAUCAUAAUUGCUCAGAUGAGUGAGAAAUACAAGUUGAGUGUGAAGGAUUUGGUUAUGACCUUGAAGCAGGGCUUUUGAGAUGCAACUGUGAUUGAGUUGAUUCUCCAACAUUUGUUUAUUGAGUUGAAGUUCGUAUUGAGGAGAGGAGGUGUAUAUAUAUAUAUAUAACUACUUUUUUAUUCUUUUCUUUCUUGGAAGCACUACACAACAGUCGCAAGUAGUAACACACCAUGCAUGCAUUUAUGUCGGGAGAUGGAUCGAACGGAAGGAAAAGAUGCAAGCAAUUAAAAGCUACCUAGCUAGAUAGAUGUGUUGGAAUAUAAUAAAGGAUUAAUGGUGUUUACUUUGUUUUUGUGUGUCAUAUCAUAUCAAUAAAAUGAAACUAUAUCAUGUGUGUUUUGGUUUAA